AUGAACAACUAUCUGUCUUCACAAAAAGAUCAGAUUUUCAAAAAUGUUCAGGUGUUAAUUUACGUUUUUGAUGUUGAGAGUAGAGAAUUUGAAAAGGAUCUGGGUUAUUACCAAUCCUGUCUUGAAGCUCUACUGCAUAACUCGCCGAAUGCCCAGGUUUUCUGCCUCAUCCAUAAGAUGGAUCUCAUUGAAGUGGAUCACCGAGAUCAGACAUUUGAGGAUCGUGCUUCGCUCGUUUUACGAUUUACCGAAAUGGCUGCUGGUCCAGAUCGCGCACAUGCUGUCUGUCAAUGCUUCCGAAGUAGCAUCUGGGAUGAGACUCUGUAUAAAGCUUGGUCCGCAAUCGUAUACAAACUCAUACCAAAUGUAAGUAUAAUGGAGCAAAAGUUGAAGCAGUUUGCUGCUAUACUGGAUGCAGAUGAG
This is a messenger RNA of Cooperia oncophora, 423 nucleotides long. The record is from the annotation of a GenBank genome assembly. NCBI's taxonomy places the organism in Eukaryota, Metazoa, Nematoda, Chromadorea, Rhabditida, Trichostrongylidae.